AUGGUCACUUCAUUUAUUCAUAUUACCUAUAAAUUCACACAUCCAAACAUCUUUUAUUCAUACUCACAUCCUUCAAACAAUCCGCAUCUAAAAUACGUCAUAUAUCAUCGCAUUAUCCCCUCAUCUCAUCAAAAUACAAACUCUAAUCAUUCCCCAUAUACCCAUAAUCAUAUUAUUUAUUCAUCUUAUCUACAAAUAUACUUACUUACAAUCUAUAUAUUCAUAUACAUAUUUAUCCUCAUAUCAUUUUAUAUACAAUCAUUCUUACAAUCACGUUAUCCACAUUAUACACACACUCAUAAUAAUGUUAUCCACAUUCAAAACUUUAAAACUAUCUAUAUACACUAUCUACCUGCUACACAUCAUCAUAUAUCAAUGCAUACAUACACACAUUUCUAUACCUAUUCGCACCAAUCAUCGUUCAUUCAUACUAUCCAUAUCUACACAAACAUAUAA
Schistocerca gregaria is the source of this 456-nucleotide messenger RNA. RefSeq lists its product as uncharacterized. Lineage: Eukaryota; Metazoa; Arthropoda; Insecta; Orthoptera; Acrididae. The transcript has a single exon. The record is from RefSeq and is a predicted model, not a curated record. Bases 1 to 456 code for a protein of 151 amino acids.